UUUUAGCGACUUUUAUUCUGAAACUUCCGGGCUCUACCGGGAAGCUGGUGUUGUUUCUCCGGCUUCACUGUGUGCAGUUUCACGUGUUUCCAUCGCUGCAUACAGAUCUAACACCAUGACACAUCUAGACGGGAUCGUGAAAGCCAAGACGAAGCGCUCCAAGCGCUUCCUGGAGAGCCGAGAGCCCAAGCUGAUCGAAGGCCUGAAGAGCAGCAUGAUCAUCAAAGGAGGAAACACCAGUGAGACGGUCUCUCAGGCGCUGAAGGACGUGUACGCGCUGAAGAAGCCCAACGCCGUGCUCUACAAGAAGAAGAACAUGGUGCGGCCGUUCGAGGACUCCACAGCGCUGGAGUUCUUCUCCAAGAAAACAGACUGUUCCUUGUUUCUGUUCGGCUCUCACAACAAGAAGAGGCCCAACAACCUCAUAUUUGGACGCAUGUUUGACUUCCACGUGCUGGACAUGUUUGAGCUGGGCAUCGAGAAGUUUGUGUCUCUGAAGGACGUGAAGAAGGACAAGUGUCCCGAGGGCACCAAACCCCUGUUAGUGUUCGCCGGGGAGCUUUUCGAGACAGACCGCGAGCAUCAGCGCUUGAGGAACCUGCUGACAGAUUUCUUCUGUGGACCCCGAGUGUCUGCGGUGCGUCUGGCCGGACUGGAGCACGUGCUUCACUUCACGGCGCUGGAGGGCAAGAUCUACAUGCGCAGCUACAAAGUGCUGCUGAAGAAGUCUGGCUGUCGCACGCCCCGCAUUGAGCUGGAGGACAUGGGGCCUUCCUUUGACUUCGUCAUGAGGAGAAGUCACAUGGCCUCAGACGACCUGUACAAGACCGCUCACAGACAGCCCAGAGGAGUGAAGCCCAAGAAGAAGAAGAACAUUUCCCACGAUGCCUUCGGCACCAGAUUCGGCCGCUUGCACAUGCAGAAGCAGAACCUGGACAAACUGCAGACGCGCAAGAUGAAGGGCCUGAGGAAGAGGAGAGGAGAGGAGACGGCAGACACAGCGGAGACGCCAGAGGCCAAAACACAGCGGACGGACGAGUGACACGGGACACACGCGUGAACCUAAUCACAACUGAAGAUCCUGCAACAACAGAGAUGGAUGGAGGAUUUCAAACAUGUUUUCAUACUUUUCUACCAGACGCGUGUGUGUGAUGUCAGGCUGUGUUGAGCAGCUGAUCCUCCAGCAGCACAGGAACAGGAAACAGACUGCAGAUGUGAUGAGAAUGAAGAGAUGUGUGUCCAGACCGUGACGCUGCAGUUCAUCUUCUGCUUGACGUACUGGAUCCACAAACCCAAAUCAAUUUGACAAUUAAACAGUUAUUUUCCCUGCAAAUGUAAUGUUCUGACCUGAUGAAAUUUAAUUUAGAUUUUAUUAUAAAAUAAUAAAAUGGCAAACACAAAAAUGUUACAAACCAUGUUUAAUUCAUAUCCUAAGCUUGUCAUCUCUAUGUUAUGUUUGUUUUUCCACUCACACUCCUUUUUUUAUAGGCUCUAGUGGCUCUAGAGUUUGAAAUUCUGCUGUGAGAGAUGCAUCUAUACUCAGGAUUUAUAGCAGCCUGAUCAUGUGUUUAUUUACACAAUUACACUUGAUUGUUCACUCGUCGGUUCAUAAGACACUUCAGUUCAUCUGUGAUUUAUUUCUUAUGCUGAAGUGAGAAACAACACAAGGAUCAUGUUUGAGUCCAGUAGGUCAGUGAAUCUGAUGUGUUUUGUGACGUAGUUGAUUGUUUUCUAAUGUUGGCGUGAUUUGACAGCGGCGUGACGGGUGCUUAUUCUCUCAUCAAAUGAGCUUUACUGGUUUACAGUAACAUCAACCUCCAGACGUAUCACUGUUCACACAGCUCACAGCAUAAAUGGAUCAAACAGAUUUGAAAUUAUGGCAUGACAUUAAAAAACAAUUAACUACUAAUGAGACUGGAACUGUAUGACCCUUGUGUUGUUUCUCGCUUCAGUAUAUAAGGGAUAAUCAAUGGUUUGCUGCGCAUUAAAGGAUUUUAAAUGCAUGAUGUGGAGGCAUAGAAAACUGCAAUUUUACCACCUCGUUGCUGAGGAAUAUAAUGUAUCAAUCUAGUAUCUAGGCUAUUUUAUUGACAAAAAACACAGAGAAUUGUUGGCAGCAACUCUAUACGUGUGUGCAGGGCAAUCUGUGAUUUCCGACCUCUCUCUCUGUGUGUGUGUGUGUGUGUGUGUGCAUCAACUAAAGCAGCGUAUUAACACAGUGCGGUGAUUAAACUGAUUUGGAACUACCUGUGCAUUAAACGUUUUUUCUGCAUACCUGCCAGACAAUCAGAACCCAGUAUUCAGACCGUGGAAUAAGAUGAAAGAAAUCACAGCUCAACUGAAGCGUCUUAUUAACUGAGGAUGUUUACUGUUUGUUUUGCUGACAACCCAAUGACUUAGCAGAAAGACCGAAAUCUGCUCAUGAAUAAAGUCCCAAACGUAGGUUUGGGAGGAGCCUAAUCAUUCAGGCCUGUCAAUCAUCAUUACAAGCUUAUAUAGUCAGCACUCAUCGCACUGUCCCAGUGUCAAUUUUUCCAGCAUCCCUCCACCUCCCCAGCUCCUCCUCUAUUUCUGUUAUUCUCCC
This is a messenger RNA of Labeo rohita (rohu), 2584 nucleotides long. RefSeq names its product ribosome production factor 2 homolog (gene rpf2). The record is from RefSeq and is a predicted model, not a curated record. Gene Ontology annotation, biological process: ribosomal large subunit assembly; maturation of LSU-rRNA from tricistronic rRNA transcript (SSU-rRNA, 5.8S rRNA, LSU-rRNA). Gene Ontology annotation, cellular component: nucleolus. Bases 116 to 1042 code for a protein of 308 amino acids. The transcript has 10 exons. NCBI's taxonomy places the organism in Eukaryota, Metazoa, Chordata, Actinopteri, Cypriniformes, Cyprinidae. Gene Ontology annotation, molecular function: rRNA binding.